AUGACCGUUUACUUCCUAACUUGCAUGCACUUAACACCUUUCUCACAUCUUACAGGUGAUUAUGCCUCCUUUUGUGAAGUGGACUUGUGUGAAAAAGCGGGGUACCUGCUACUCCAGCAACAUGAAGAACUUAAUAUCAGUACAGAUUUCCUACGUCAUGGCUUGCGAUUCGAAAAGGUAAAUCGAGGGUACAGACUUUCUGGUCCGGCUAAAGUGGACUACAUGAGAACGGCCCUGCAACACAUUCAGUGGUACAAUUUUCACCCGGCUGGUAUGGGUGGACGAUGUUUCCAACUCCACUGUGUGGCUGAGCUGGAGACCAUCCACUCUGACGGUUCAGUGGCCCAAUUAAGGGUGAAAAGCAAUCCAGUGCGCUCCGUGGUUCGUAUCCGGCACUUUACGUCCGUGCAUUCGACGCCAAUGACUUCAGAUCCUGAUUACAAGGGUCGAACCAUUUUCUUUGUGUCUGAGUCAACAUACAAACCGAUCGCCAAGCGUCCGCAAGCGUUUCGGGUACUCCGAGAUCUGGGACCCUCAUUAUACUCGACUGAUGUACCCCCAAAAGCUAGUUCAUCAGAUUCUGGUCAGUCGUUCGGUUAUCCACUCCUAAUCUUCGCAGUCACAUUGGUGGUGGUCCUGUUGACCGUGUUGAGUAUUGUCGUGUACUCAAAACUCCGAUCUUCUCAUCGUUUAUCUGGACUUGAGCCUGAGUGGGAACCAGUUAAUGCGGAUCACGUAGUAACGACAUCAGCCACAAAACGCCGCAAACAUCGUGGAUACGAAAGUCGCGAAACCAGCAGCACUCUCACCGACUCAUUACAGCUAAUUGUGAACCCUGUCAGUCAUCCGGAGGAGAUAGAAGAGAUGAAGAACAAAUUUUGUUUUUACGACCGGAAGAUUUAUGACGGUGAGCCAAUCGAUACGUUGGAAGGGGUGGAAAAUUCAUCUGAUGCAAACGAGGAGUUGUCCGAUUUCGACGGAGCCCCCGAUAAUAGAGCGUCAUCACUCACUGAGACUCUACUUGACGAUCGCAAAAAAGCAUUCCAUUAA
Dicrocoelium dendriticum is the source of this 1050-nucleotide messenger RNA. NCBI's taxonomy places the organism in Eukaryota, Metazoa, Platyhelminthes, Trematoda, Plagiorchiida, Dicrocoeliidae. The record is from the annotation of a GenBank genome assembly.